This is a messenger RNA of Cuscuta campestris, 1186 nucleotides long. Lineage: Eukaryota; Viridiplantae; Streptophyta; Magnoliopsida; Solanales; Convolvulaceae. The record is from the annotation of a GenBank genome assembly.
UGGACAAUCUCAAGAAGCGGCAGCGGAGCAGCACCGGCGGCAGGUGGCCGAUCACCCGGGACUUAGAUUUUCAGCUGACCACCCGCCAACAUGGCUAGAGGUUUGAAGAAGCACUUGAAGAGGCUAAAUGCCCGCCCCCAAACAUUGGAUGCUGGAUAAACUCGGCGGGGCAUUUGCACCUAAGCCUUCUUCUGGACCACACAAAUCUAGGGAAUGCUUGCCUUUGAUCCUUAUCAUUCGGAACAGGUUAAAGUAUGCCCUCACAUACCGUGAAGUCAUCUCCAUUUUGAUGCAGCGACAUGUUUUGGUAGACGGUAAGGUUAGGACAGACAAGACCUAUCCUGCAGGUUUCAUGGAUGUUGUUUCAAUUCCAAAGACAAAUGAGAACUUCCGUCUCCUCUACGAUACAAAGGGACGUUUCCGGCUUCACUCAAUCAGGGAUGAGGAGGCUAAGUUCAAACUCUGCAAAGUCCGUUCCAUCCAGUUUGGAAAGAAGGGAAUUCCAUACCUCAACACCUAUGAUGGUAGGACCAUCCGCUACCCGGACCCUCUUAUCAAGCCCAACGAUACAGUAAAGUUGGACUUGGAGUCCAACAAGAUUGUGGACUUCAUCAUGUUUGAUGUUGGGAACGUGGUCAUGGUGACCGGUGGAAGGAACAUGGGGCGUGUUGGAAUCGUUAAGAGCAGGGAGAAACAUAAGGGAAGCUUCGAGACCAUCCACGUCCAGGAUGCCCUCGGCCACGAGUUUGCCACCCGACUUGGGAAUGUUUUUACUGUGGUGGUUAGAGCACUGGAGCAAACAUGUGAGGAAGAGGGGAAGGAAGUGAUGGGUAAGGGCACCAAGCCCUGGGUUUCUCUCCCCAAGGGGAAAGGUAUCAAGCUGACCAUUAUUGAAGAGGCAAAGAAGAGGCUUGCUGCCCAGUCUGCUCUAACCGCAUGAGGAAGAUGUACCCUCUUGACGUGGUUCUUCCAUUGCCCGCUCAUCUGCUAUGAAGAUAAAUUCGAUUCAAAAGAAAUUUUGUUUUGCAGAUGGGGCUACCGAUACUUCUUUUCAUAAAUCACAAGUCUAAAGCUGUCUCAUUUCCUUUUUACUUUUUACAACUUCUCUCAUUUAGAUGUGUACUGUUUUCAAGGAUUCAAAAUCCUAUGCUUUUUUCUCAGCUAUGAGUAAAAAAGAGUUUCCCCU